AGGAAUUAAGAGUCCGCACUUAUCAUACGAGCUACAGUGACGAGCAAGAAAGGAAUGUCUUUCCAGCUCCAUCCCCGAAGCAAUUCGGAUAGCUCUGCAACGAUGGCGACACCAUAUUCUGCGAGGCCGAGGAAGAGAACUGCUCAUGCUUGCGAUGCUUGCCGAAUGAGGAAAUCCAGAUGUGACGGUCGACAACCUUGUUCAUGGUGCAUGGAGAAUGAAGUUGAUUGUCUGUACGGACAGCAACAGCAGCCAUCGGGUGCAAACCAGGGCAAGAGCGACAAGAUCCUUGAAACUGUCCUGCGUAUGGACGGUCUUCUUCGCAGUAUUCAUGAAAAUCUUAGCGAUCAACAGCAACAAACUCUUCAGCAUAGAGCUGUAACUUCACCGAGAUUCUCGGAUCCGUCGUCACCAGAUAAUAGUGAUUUUGCCAAGGUGGCAAAUGCUACUAUUCCUUCGACUCACAUCAGCGCUACCGAGGAUCUUCUAAGCUCCGCCAUUGCAGCUCCAUAUCCAUCUCUCCGUGCUCAAUUCCGCCCUAUAUUUCUUCUAGAGAGCAGAUGUCCAGCAAUCCCGUUCCAGCCGCGAUCAAUACGGCCAGUCUUUACCACAAACGAGGCAGAGCGUCUCCUCAACUCCUUCCAGAAAAAUGUCAAUUUUUGGUAUCCAACUGUAAGCAAAGCAACAUUACAGAAUAUCUUCGAAAGAGUCAGAAAUGGGUUUGUCGAAAAUACCUGUGGAGACUGUGCCGCACUCCUCGUUAUGGGACUGGGAGCUGCUUCGGAAUUGGUUCAGCUAGUACAUUCGAACGUCAAAGGCCACGGAUUUGAAUCUAGACAGCAGCAGAACGAGCUGAUGACGAUGGCUACUGUUUGUUUUGAUGAAGCUUUGAAGCUUCUCAACGUUGCGUACAUGGAGAUCAGCACCAUUUCGACACAAUGUGUAUUCUUAGCAGCGAUUUACUGCUCCUUUUUGCAGCGGCCUUUACAGACAUGGGGCCACUUGAAUACGGCGGCUACCAAGUGUCGAGCCCUCCUCGUAUAUGGCACAGGGUCAGGCAAUAUUGAAGACGAAGAAUGUAUUCGUCGCAUCUUUUGGUCUUGUUACAUUAUCGAAAGCGAUCUCAUAUCUGAACUCUCCCAUCUUCCCCAAAGCGGAGUUGCCGAAGUCGAGUCAGAAGUACCACUACCAGGUCCCUUGCAGACACACUUCACAGAAGCUGAAACAGAAUCAUCGGCUCUGUACUUCUUGUCCUGCAUCUCAAUAAGACGUCUGCUCAACCGGGUGCAUCAUCUCCUCUACGCCGAGGAUAAAUACAAGAACUAUACGAAUGCGAGGGAUGAGGCCUUACGAGGUCUGAUUACUGAACUUGAUCGACAACUAGUACUCUGGCACGAUACCCUUCCCGAGUUUCUAAGAUUUGAAGAAAAUACGAGAGACUGUAGGAAUGAGCAUGCGGCCUUCCUCCGACAGCGGUAUCUUGCAUGCAAGAGUGUGAUAUAUCGACCAUACGUUGAGAUUGUGCUAAAACAUCGAGAAAUUCCUCACUCAACUGAAACGAUCGACGCAGCAAGUCGAUGCCUCAAAGCAAGCUGUGAUCACAUCGCGAACUUGCGGUCCUUCAGUCAGACUGUUAUGAUCGACACUUGGAUCUGUGCCCUCUCAAUGACAAGUACUAUGUUCAUCAUAUUAGUCGCCCUUCAGAAUCCCUCCCUCCGCCCCCGACUCCUCGAACACAAUAUCCCAGAAUUUGGUCCCCAUCUACGAGACCUUCUCACUGCAUGGAUCGGAGUGAUGCCUCAGAAGAGUCCAAGUAUCCAGCAAAGCAUACGCCUCAUCGCCGAGAUUGAGGCGUUGAUCAGGGAAUCUCGAUGA
This is a messenger RNA of Cadophora gregata, 1875 nucleotides long. RefSeq lists its product as uncharacterized. Bases 55 to 1875 code for a protein of 606 amino acids. Gene Ontology annotation, biological process: regulation of DNA-templated transcription; DNA-templated transcription. The transcript is spliced from 9 exons. Lineage: Eukaryota; Fungi; Ascomycota; Leotiomycetes; Helotiales; Ploettnerulaceae. Gene Ontology annotation, molecular function: DNA-binding transcription factor activity, RNA polymerase II-specific; DNA binding; zinc ion binding. The record is from RefSeq and is a predicted model, not a curated record.